AUGCUUUCUUUGCGAAGGGUAGUUACGACUACAGCCCCAUUGGCUGGGCGCCAGGGUCUCCGAGCUACAGCUGUAAGCUCCAGACUCUAUUCCCAGUCUGUUGGCCCUUUGGUAUACGAUCUACAUGAGCCUGCGCAGCCCAAAACAGACAAGAGAAACUCUCCUAUUCUUUUCCUCCACGGUCUUUUUGGAUCCAAGAAGAACAAUAGAGCUAUCAGCAAAGCGCUGGCUCGAGAUCUAGGAAGAUAUGUAUACGCCUUGGAUCUCAGAAAUCAUGGCGAGUCGCCUCAUGCUAAUCGACAUGACUAUCCCGCCAUGGCUCAGGAUGUAGCCGAGUUCAUUGAGGGCCAUGGUCUCAAGGAUACAACUCUCAUCGGUCACUCAAUGGGAGCCAAAACUUCGAUGGCCCUGGCACUUCGCUCUCCAGAACUUGUGUCUGACAUCGUUGCCGUUGAUAAUGCGCCUGUGGAUGUCUCCCUUAGCAGGGAUUUCCCCAAAUACGUCCGGGCUAUGAAGAAAAUCCAGGAAGCCGGUGUCACACGCCAAUCUGAGGCCGACAAGAUUCUCAGUGAGUAUGAGGAGUCUUUGCCCAUCCGACAGUUCCUUCUAGGCAACAUGCAUAUGCCCGAGGGUGAGAAGACGCGCAAGUUCCGUAUCCCUCUCGGAGUUCUUGGUAAGGCAUUGGACAACCUUGGAGACUUCCCCUACAAAAACCCCAACGAGGUCCGUUUCGAGAAGCCCGCUCUGUUUGUUCGAGGUACACAGAGCAAGUAUGUGCCGGAUGACGUAUUGCCUCUGAUUGGACAAUUCUUCCCCAAGUUCCGACUUGUCGAUAUUGAUGCUGGUCACUGGCUCAUCUCGGAGCAGCCCGAAGCUUUUAGACAAGCUGUGGUUGAGUUUCUCCAGCACCCUGAGUGA
Messenger RNA from Fusarium coffeatum, 918 nucleotides. RefSeq lists its product as uncharacterized. Gene Ontology annotation, cellular component: mitochondrion. The coding region runs from base 1 to 918 and encodes 305 amino acids. The transcript is spliced from 5 exons. Lineage: Eukaryota; Fungi; Ascomycota; Sordariomycetes; Hypocreales; Nectriaceae. The record is from RefSeq and is a predicted model, not a curated record.